AUGACAGAAUUUGUAAAGGGCAAAUUCGAGACUGAAGAGGAGAUAAUUAUAUACAAGUAAUCCUUAGAUUAAAAAAUUAAAAAAUUUCAAGGAGAACUUGAUAGACAGUAGCUAAAUAUUGAACUCAUGUCGAAUACAAAAUUAAAUGUUAAUUCAGAACUAAAUUUAGACUUUGAAUCAUCUUUUGAUGAUCAGAAAUCGAAAAUGAAUUUAUAAAAUGAUUGCGGAUAUCAUAGAAGCAAAAUAACCAAGCUCAUUUAAGAUCUUAAUGAUUAGAUAGAGAUUAAUUUAAGGAUUAAAGAAGCUAAUAUGAAAUUGAAACUAUUUAAUGAGACACUUGGCAUGAAACUAGAAAGUAAAGAUCAAUUACUAAAAUAGCAUAUUGCUGGGACUUAUUUAAAUAAAAAUGAAAAUAUUGAAGAUCUAAGCAAAAUUGUGUUGAGUCCAUAAAAAGUUAACAGCAAUGUCUAUUCAAAUCUUAAUAAGCGAAAUAGCAGAAUGUUCACAUUCUAAAGAGAAUAAAAGAGCUCUAUAGGUCUAGGUGAAAAAAUGCCCGAUGAGCAAGACAUCGCUUUAAGAAACAAUGUUGAAAUAUGUUAGAGGUUAAUUUAAGCUGCUGAAAACCACUCAACUAUCGAUAAAUUACUGAUUGAUGUUUAAAGAGAUAUCGAAUAAAUUUACGGUGUAGAAAAAUGUAUAAUAUUAAAAUUACUUGGGAAAGAUUUCACUGAUGGAAGAGAAUAUAAAUUUGCAAGUGAUGACGGAUUUUUUGAAGACCUAGUAGAAGAACAGAAACCAAUAAUAGUUAAUGAUAUCUCAAAAGAUAAAAAUCUUUAGAGAGAAUUGAAAACUUAAGUUAUUGCAGCAAUAUGUAUGCUUAAUAAAUUAGAUUUCUCAGAUGCAAAAAGCAUGAAAGGUGCUCCUGAAUAAGACAAUAAGAAAUAGCAGCAAGAAAAAUAGAAUGAUAAGUAACUAGCAACAAUUACUUCUGACAAUUUGCAUUUUGGAUUAAAUGAUUGUCCUGCUGCAAGUCCUCUAUUUCUAAGUAUCUUGAAUCAUCUAUUUUUCCAUUAAAUGAACAAAGAGCAUGAUGAGGAAAGAAGAGUACUGACUAUGGUAGAUAGUAUCCUGCAAUUCCCAAAUAUGCGUCUGUUUAUUGAAACUGUAGAAAAUUAAUUCUAGCAAAUAUUUGAGUGUGAAAGAGCGAAUUUGGUCCUGGUAGAUCGUUUUAAGAAGGAUUUAUUUAAGUAUACUCAUAAUGAGCAUACAAACGAAGAUAAUCUAUAAACUUAUCACCUUGAUAGAGGUAUUGCAGGAUAUGUUGCAAUAAGUGGACAUUCAUUAUACGUUUAAAACAUAGAUGAAGAUUCUAAGUUUAAUAAUGAAAUUGAUGAUCCAAAGGGAAUCUACUAUAAAUAUGAGGUUGGAUCUGAUUCAUUGGCAAAUUUACCAAGAGGAGUAAUACAGUUAAUAAAUAGGAGUGAUCCGAAUGGCUUUGAUAAUCAUGACAUGGAAAAACUAGAAUUUCUGAGUAAUAUAGUAGGAAGAUGUCAUGAUAGUGUGCUUAAGAUUGAAUAGCUAUAUUGUUUGAAAAGUGUAUCAGAAAAUUUAUCCGAUAUUACUAAGAAAAUUCAAACUGGGCUUGAUACUAGCUGCAUUUAAUAUGGGCAUAUGAAAAAGCAAUUCACUUAAUUUAUGUAAUCUAUCAAAGACAGGCAAAAUUCGAACCCAAUGAUGCAAUUGAAUCAGCAGUAACAAUAAUCAAUAAAAAACUUAGCUUCUCCAUCUACUGGCAAGCUUAACGAUUAAAAGAGUUAAUCUAAUUUACACAAAAAGCAAACAAGCAAUGUUUGGAAUGAUUGA
Stylonychia lemnae is the source of this 1863-nucleotide messenger RNA. NCBI's taxonomy places the organism in Eukaryota, Ciliophora, Spirotrichea, Sporadotrichida, Oxytrichidae. The record is from the annotation of a GenBank genome assembly.